This is a messenger RNA of Silurus meridionalis, 5984 nucleotides long. RefSeq names its product interferon-induced very large GTPase 1-like. Lineage: Eukaryota; Metazoa; Chordata; Actinopteri; Siluriformes; Siluridae. The record is from RefSeq and is a predicted model, not a curated record. Gene Ontology annotation, molecular function: GTP binding.
ACAAGAGAAAGAAAAACUACUUUCAAUUUGAACUUCAGAACUGCCAUGAAAUGGAGUCGAAUAAAGGUUUAUUUCACCCUAAGAAAUGGCGAAGCGUUUCCUUUCUACCCCCCUCACUGUCUGAAGUGAGAAUUGUGCUGCUGGGGGAAAAUGUACCUCUGACCAACGCAGUGGGAAACUUCAUCCUGAGCAGAUCUGCAUUUGAGACUGAAGUUCCUUCUUCAGUGAAGCAGUACAGUGAGAAAGCCAGUGGUCAUGUGGAGGGAAGAAACAUCACCAUCAUCAACACACCUCAUCUCUAUAACCCACAACUGUCUCAGGAGGAACUGACUCAGAGGGUAAAAGAGUGCAUUUCUCUUGCUGAUCCUGGACCUCACGUGUUCCUCUUAGUGCUUCAGUCAGAAACAGUCACACGUGAGCAACAUGACAGAGUCAGAAGCAUAUUGGAAACUUUCUACCCACUGUCCAGAAAACGCUCCAUAGUGAUAACUACAGGUGAAGACCAGGGAUUCAUCAGUCAACGUGAAGUGAGACACCACAGGAUUCAGAAAAUAUCUCCAUUUGAUAAACAUGAGGUUCUUCAGCUUUUAAAGAAAAUUGAUGCAGUGGUAAAGGAGACUGAAGGAAGCAGCUUGCAUGAGAAUAAACACCCAGAAACACAGAGAAGACAUGAAGAUCAUUUCACAAAAAACACAGCAAAGAUAGAUGGAGAUACAGUGAGAGGAAAAGGCCAUAGCACAGACCUGCCACAAGAGAAGACAGCUACACAGAGGAGUGAGGAAGUGGCAGAAAGGGGAAAGGAAUAUAUGAUGGAGUCUGGAGAAGACAGUUUAAAAUAUGAAAAAAAGAAAAAGCUUGAAAUGGAAAAAACAGAGCAGCUGUUUCUUAGACUUGAUCUUGAGGAAAAGCAGAAAGUGAAAAUGAAAAUUUCAGACAUUCUCCAAAUAACUUCACAUUCAUUAAACUGGAAGGAGUCUUGUACAGAGAAAGAGUUGGUGGAAACCUUUCUACAAAGGCUUUUAAUGAUGGACUAUAGUGCAAGAUAUAUUAGCACUGAAGAAGAUGUUGCCAUAGUUGAUUAUGUUGACCUCAGUACAGGAGGUGAUGAAGGUUUUGGUUUGUUUGAUAAUCUUUUCACCAAAAAGGCAGAAUCAUUUAACGAGGAAGACCAUAAAUCUCCUGUUCACCCCAUGGAUGUUCAGAUGGCGGUGCUCCACUGCUCUGAUCUUCUCCUAAAGCAGCUAAUAGUGACUAAACUGGCUCAGUGUCAGUACGCUCUGCCUCUGCUGGUGCCCAAUCCCUUCACCAGAGAGAUCCAGUUUCCUCUGUGGACCUUUCGCCAAAUCAGAAAGAGCUGGAAGACUUCUAAAUCUGGUGAGGAGAUCACGCAAACCUGGGCAAUAUCUGAAGCAGAAACUCCAAUGGUGGCCUUCUUUAGGUUUGGUUCUGCAUCUUCAUCCAAGUCUCAGAUAAUGAACAGCUUGAUCACUGAGAAACAUGACACCUUCUUCCACAGACACUGUACCAACAGCAGCAAAAACCGGCUCCUGAUGGAUGGAGUGGUGGAGAUCGCUUGGUACUGUCCAUCUGGAAAGGAAACGGAUGUUUUCUCUGACUGUGUUGCAUUCUGUAAUCUCCAUGGUGAUGCACAAACUAAUCAAGAGCAACUGGAGAUUCUGACUGAAAUGUCCUCAGUGAAUGUCGUGCUGUUAGGUGAUCAAAAUAAAAUCACAAAUAAGCACUUACUAGAAGAUCUUUUGAAAGGCCACAAAUCUCUUAUUUGCCUACUAUCUGAUGAUGAAUCAGGUGUUACUAGAUUUAAUGAUGGAAAAUACAAGGUUGGACUUAAAGACAGAACUCAGUCAGAUAUAUAUAAGAAUCUCAGAAUGAUCAUCAAAGACUGUUUCUCCAAGUCACCAGGAAUGUUCAAACUUGAAGAUUUUGAAACCAAAGUGACUAUAAAUGAUGAAGAUUUCCCUGCAUGCAAGAAAUCUAAGGAAGCUGCAGUGAUGGUGAUGAGUCAUUUGGAGGGAAAUGAUCUCUCCAAAUUAAAGGAAGAACAUCUGCCCUGUCAGGGAAAGUUAUGGCAUCACUGGUGUAAGAUGAACAAAGACCUGCAUCAACUUUAUGGGAACAACUUAGAAAAGCAAAAAAGUGCAAAACAAACACAAAUGAUGGAAAUUCGUGAAGAGCAGCAUAAAUAUGGCCUCUCUGGACUUAUGGAACAAUUCAUUUCUGUCCUAAAUUCUCAAAGUGACAUUAAUGAACGAUUAUUCCUAAAAUGGGUUGGGAUUCUACUGGACAAACGCACAUCAGAUUGUCUUUCUGGUCUUCAUCACAAAUACAAUAAAAAGUGGACAGAAGUUUUAGACCUUAAGAACAAACAUGAUAAAUCAGAUAAAAUGAAAGGGAAACAAACAGAACUUGAGGAGCUUUCAGAAAAACUGAAUGCAGCAAUGUUUGGUUUGGAGCACCUCCUCAGAGAGAUGGGUCAGAUUUAUGAGUCUUUUAUUUCAGUACAAACACAAAAGAAAGGAUAUAAAGAAGAAACGUUGAACUCUCUCCCCAGACUUGCAGCAGAACUUAUGAAAUCUGGCCAUCCAAUGGAGCUGAUGGAUGGAGAUGCUGGUCAUGUUCCUCUGAUGUGGGUUUCAGCAGUUCUAGAUGAACUUGUGAAGAUACUGGGAGAUCAGAGGGUGUUUGUUCUGUCAGUUUUGGGGAUUCAGAGCUCUGGGAAAUCCACCAUGCUGAAUGCCAUGUUUGGACUGCAGUUUGCUGUCAGUGCUGGAAGGUGCACCAGAGGAGCCUUCAUGCAGCUGGUCAGAGUGUCAGAGGAGAUGAAGGAAGAGCUGAAGUUUGAUUACAUUCUUAUUGUAGAUACUGAAGGUCUUCGAGCCCUGGAGCUUGCAGGAACAUCUACUCGACAUCAUGAUAAUGAACUUGCCACUUUCGUUGUUGGUCUUGGAAACCUGACCUUAAUCAACAUCUUUGGAGAAAACCCUGCUGAGAUGCAGGACAUUCUUCAGAUUGUUGUUCAGGCCUUUCUGAGGAUGAAGAAGGUCAGACUGAACCCCAGCUGUUUAUUUGUCCAUCAGAAUGUUGGAGACGUUAGUGCUGGAGAGAAAAACAUGGAGGGAAGGAGACGCUUACAGGAGAAACUGGAUGAAAUGGCAAAACUGGCUGCAAAAGAAGAAGAAAGUGAAGCUGAGUGUUUCAGUGACGUUAUUGAAUUCAGUGUAAAAGAGGAUGUGUAUUAUUUUGCACAGCUCUGGGAGGGCAGUCCACCAAUGGCACCACCAAACCCAUCCUACAGCAGAAAUGUUCAGAAUCUAAAGAAAGGCAUUUUCAGAAAAGCGACCAAGUCUCCAGGUCUGAAUCUCUCACAGUUAAAAUCACGCAUUACUGACCUGUGGAACGCUUUAAUCAACGAGAACUUUGUGUUUAGCUUCAAAAACACCCUGGAGAUCGCAGUGUACAGAAAACUGGAGACUGAGUUUGGAAAAUGGACCUGGACCCUCAGGAGUGCCAUGUUAGAUACUGAAGAAAAACUUUACAACAGAAUUGAAAAUGAAAAACUGAAGAGAAUUGAAGAGAAAGAUCUUUAUUCUUACAUGAAAAAGACCAAAGAGGAAGUGGACAAAUCAGUGAAGAGUUACUUUGAAGAAGACAAAGACAAAGAGAUUUUAGUUCAGUGGAGAGCGAGAUGUGAAACCAAAAUCACACAACUUUAUGAAGAUCUUAUCAGAGACACAAAACUAAAACUGAAUGAAGUUAUUCAGCAGCAACAGGCUCGAGAGACUUUUGAACUAAAAAGCACACGAAAGGAGUACGAAGAAAAACUGUUCAGUCUGAGCAAAGAUCUCGCUCUGAAACUCAAAUCCACAACUACCAAUGAACAAGAUCUUAAGAAGGAAUUUGAUCAGUUGUGGGACAAAUGGGUCACUGAACUGACACAAGACACACCUUCAGGAAGAACUUUAGAUUUUUGGGAGGAUGCUGUAAAGAUUUUAUCAGUAGGAAAUGAACAAGCUUCUGUGUGCGAGCGGAAAAAACAGCAAGACUACAAACAAAUAGACAAAGUAGGAGUCAUUUCAUCUUACAUUUCAAAAACUAAAAAAGGUCUUCUUCAGUACAUGCCUUUCAUAAAUAACCCUUCUUCUGAAGAUUUAGUAAGAGCUCUGGCCAUUAAUGUGAUUAAAGAAACUGAGGAAUUCAUCAAUAAGAUUUGCAGUAAAAUCACAAGACUCGGGUACAAUGACGGCUACAUCCAGGAAAUAACAGACCACGUCAGGAAGAGAGUUGAGGAGCAUCACAGCAAAAACCAGAGAAUUAAACUGAGAAAGGAAUUCACUCUGGAUCUCUGUCUUCAUGUGUGUGAAGUUGCGAGUCACAGAUUUACUGAGUGCCAUAAAAAGUUCAUGAAUGCAAAUGAUCCAAGAGUUUAUUUGUCCAAGCAGAAACCACAAUAUUACAGUGUCUUCCAAAACUACUGCAGAGGAACAACAGCAACUAAAGUGUUUGGUGAGCUGAUCUGCAGUUCCCAGAAAGACCUCAUCCUGCAGGCAGCUUCCAAUAAAACUGCUCUUGAUUUAGCAGCAAAGAUCAGAUCAGACAUGCCAGAGUUUAAUGGUAACAGAUCAAACCUUGAGAAACACAUCCUGAAAUGUCUGGCAGAGGAGGAGAACUUUGAGAAGUAUAUGGAGUACAUUCUCAAUCCUGAGAAGCACUUCAGAAACUUCAUUACAGAGAAGGUUAAUAAGUACAUCACUGAAAACACCACCACCGUUCUGAACCUUUUUAAAGGAAAUCUACAUCACAAACUGCAGAGUGUAAUAAAUGCUGUAAACAUCGCAACUGAGGAGCUCAAGAAGAGCCGUGGUGAUGCAGACACGUGGCUGAGAAGUUUUACCUCUGCACUGAAAGAUGAAGUGACCUUUAAAGAAAUAACCUUCACUGAUCUCAAGGACGUUACAGAUAUUGAUUUUCUACAGCAGGUUGUUAGUGAAGGUCUCACUGUAAUGAAGUCAGAACUAGACAACAGCUUCAGCAGUGCAAAACACAUCAACAUGGAGAAGUUCAGGAAGAAACCAGAUGAGAUUCUGAUUGAUCACCUCUGUCAGUGCUGCUGGGUUCAGUGUCCAUUCUGUAAAGCCAUCUGUACCAACACAAUGCAGGAUCAUGAUGGAGAUCACAGUGUCCCCUUCCACAGGGUAGAUGGUGUCAAUGGGUGGUAUUACAGAAAUACAACAAAUCUCUCCUGUGAUUUCUGCACAACACUUGUACAAAGUGAUAAACGUUUCUACCCCACAGAUGAUUCAGAAGAGUCUGUACCCUACAAAUCCUACAGAACAGCAGGAGGAGUUUAUGAGACCUGGAGCAUCACCCCUGAUAACUCAGAGCUCCCGUACUGGAAAUGGUUUGUGUGUAGAUUCCAGAAAGAUCUGGAAAAGCACUAUGAGAAAACAUUUGAGGGUAGGGGUGAGAUCCCCAGUGAAUGGAGAAGGUUUACUAAAGAACAUGCUUUUGAAAGUUUGGAUGAAUUAAUCUGAGACUCUUCUAAACCAAACUGAGCAGAAAAUAGCGACAUAAUCAUGAUCCAAUAAUCAAAAUAAAUACAUAAACGUAAUCUGUAUUCGUGACACCAGAAAUCAUAAAGAUAUAAUCAGUAAUAUUCAUUAGAUUUUCUAUUUUAUAAACACACUUUCUCUUUUUUCUCUUUUCUGUUUCAAUGCAUUUAACAUUUAAUCAUAUCAUAUCAGUGUUCUUAUUCAUCCUAUAAUGUGAUAAUUAAUCAUAUCAUUUGUGUUUAAAGGGUCGUGUUUGAGGUUUAAUGUUAAACUAUAUUACAAUAAUAAACUAUAUUACAGUAUUUGUAUGUCUCUGUGCUUCAGUAAGACUUUUACAGUGUUUUAUAUUUGAUUGAUCAGAGUUGUGACACAUACAGAAGAAACAGGAGACACUCAGGAGUCUGAGGCUCAAAUUGA